AUGAGGCUUCCCUUCCAUGCCGACCAUAUAGGAUCCCUGAUCCGACCACCAGACUUGGUUGAUGCUCAGGCCCAGGCUGACGCAGGCGUCAUGACGGCCUCGGAGCUCGAAGCCGUGCAGCGGAGCAGCAUAGCCGCCAUCGUGCACAAGCAGCAGGAACACGGCGUCCGGGCCCUGACGUCGGGCGAGUUCGACCGCAAGUGGUACUUCUCCGGCUUCUUCGAGAAGCUCGGCGGUUUUCGGGAGGUGGCGCCCGUGCCGUGGGACCUGGCGCGCCUGGCCGCGCCCCCCAUCGCAGCCCUCCGCCGUGCCGGCCAGCAGUACAUGAUGGCGGCCGUGUGCGAGAGCAAGAUCACCUACGACGCCGGCGCGAGCCCGUACCUGCCCAACUGGCGCAUGCUGAGGGACGCCGUGGCCCGCGACCGGUGGGCGGAGUGCAAAUUCACCAUGCCCCCGCCUUGCUACUUCCACCUGCGCCUCGCGACGGGUAAGUGCUACGACAGGAACGUCUACCCGGACGACGGCGCCUUCUUCGCCGACCUCGCCAGGGCCUACCAGGCUGAGCUGCGCACCCUGUACGACGACGGGCUGCGUAACCUCCAGAUCGACGACCCCACCCUCGCUUACUUCUGCUCCGAAGACAUGCUCCAGGCUCUCAGGGAUGACGGGGACGACCCGGACGCCCUGUUUGACACCUCAGGAUCCUACGACAAAAUCGCCCAACGCUUUUUCACGACCCUAAACUACGACACCUUCUUUCUCGAGUAUGACGACCCCCGAUCCGGUGGCUUCGAGCCGCUCCGUCACCUCCCCGUGGGGAAGAACGUCGUCCUGGGCGUCGUCACCACCAAGGAUCCCGCCCUCGAGGACGGUCGGGUUAUCAGGGACCGCAUACUCGAGGCCGCCAACGUCAUCGCCGAGGGUCAGGGGCGCUCCGUCGACGAGGCCAUGCAGGACAUCGGCAUCAGCCCCCAGUGCGGAUUCGCCAGCGUGGCCGUCGGCGCCGACGGGAUGACCGAGGAAAGGAUGUUUGCCAAGCUCAAGCUUGUCAAGGACGUCGCCGCCGAACUGUGGCCUGACAGGCCCUGA
Messenger RNA from Geosmithia morbida, 1089 nucleotides. RefSeq names its product Cobalamin-independent synthase, N-terminal domain. The transcript has 2 exons. The record is from RefSeq and is a predicted model, not a curated record. Lineage: Eukaryota; Fungi; Ascomycota; Sordariomycetes; Hypocreales; Bionectriaceae. Gene Ontology annotation, molecular function: zinc ion binding; 5-methyltetrahydropteroyltriglutamate-homocysteine S-methyltransferase activity. The coding region runs from base 1 to 1089 and encodes 362 amino acids.